This is a messenger RNA of Puma concolor (puma), 1378 nucleotides long. RefSeq names its product charged multivesicular body protein 7 (gene CHMP7). Lineage: Eukaryota; Metazoa; Chordata; Mammalia; Carnivora; Felidae. The record is from RefSeq and is a predicted model, not a curated record. Gene Ontology annotation, cellular component: ESCRT III complex; multivesicular body; cytoplasmic side of plasma membrane. Gene Ontology annotation, biological process: vesicle budding from membrane; late endosome to vacuole transport via multivesicular body sorting pathway.
AUGUGGUCCCCGGAGCGGGAGGCCGAGGCCCCAGCCGGGGGAGACCCGGCGGGCCUACUGCCCCCCGAGUGGGAGGAGGAUGAGGAGCGCAUGUCCUUUCUGUUCUCCGCUUUCAAAAGGAGUCGCGAGGUGAACAGCACCGACUGGGACAGCAAGAUGGGCUUCUGGGCUCCGUUGGUGCUGAGCCACAGCCGCCGCCAGGGGGUGGUGCGCCUGCGUCUGCGGGACUUGCAGGAGGCCUUUCAGCGCAAGGGCAGUGUCCCGCUGGGGCUGGCCACCGUGCUGCAGGACCUACUACGCCGGGGGGAGCUGCAGCGGGAGUCAGACUUCAUGGCCAGUGUAGACAGCAGCUGGAUCUCCUGGGGGGUUGGAGUCUUCCUGCUGAAGCCCCUCAAGUGGACUCUUUCCAACAUGCUAGGGGACAAUAAGGUUCCUGCUGAAGAGGUGCUCGUGGCUGUGGAGCUGCUGAAGGAGAAGGCUGAGGAGGUGUAUCGUCUGUAUCAGAACUCCCCUCUCUCCUCCCACCCUGUGGUGGCCCUGUCCGAGCUGAGCACCCUGUGUGCAGGCUCCUGCCCGGAUGAGAGGACCUUCUACUUGGUGUUGCUGCAGCUGCAGAAAGAGAAGAGAGUCACGGUUCUCGAGCAGAACGGGGAAAAGAUUGUGAAGUUUGCCCGAGGGCCACAUGCCAAGGUCUCUCCUGUCAACGACGUAGAUGUUGGGGUAUACCAGCUGAUGCAGAGUGAACAGCUGCUCUCACGCAAAGUGGAGUCCUUAUCCCAGGAAGCAGAGAGGUGUAAAGAAGAAGCCCGCCGGGCAUGCCGAGCAGGAAAGAAACAACUGGCACUGAGAUCUCUCAAGGCCAAGCAACGGACAGAGAAGCGCAUUGAAGCCCUUCAUGCCAAGCUAGACACUGUUCAAGGCAUCCUGGACCGGAUCUAUGCCUCCCAGACAGAUCAGAUGGUUUUCAAUGCCUAUCAGGCCGGGGUAGGAGCGCUAAAACUCUCCAUGAAGGAUGUCACAGUGGAGAAGGCAGAGAGCCUUGUGGAUCAGAUCCAAGAGCUGUGUGACACCCAGGAUGAAGUUUCUCAGACUCUGGCGGGUGGGGUGACCAAUGGCUUAGAUUUUGACAGUGAGGAACUGGAGAAGGAAUUGGACAUCCUUCUUCAGGAUACCACCAAAGAACAUUUUGAUCUGCCUGAAAACCCCCCUGAGACAUUUUAUACCAACAGUGUGCCUAACCCUAGGAUCUCGGACGCUGAACUUGAAGCCGAACUUGAGAAACUGUCCUUAUCAGAGGGAGGUUUGGUCCCAAGCAGUAAAUCUCCAAAAAGGCAAUUGGAACCGACUCUCUAAAGCCAUUCUAGGACCCUCAAGUGAA